Messenger RNA from Caenorhabditis bovis, 771 nucleotides. NCBI's taxonomy places the organism in Eukaryota, Metazoa, Nematoda, Chromadorea, Rhabditida, Rhabditidae. The record is from the annotation of a GenBank genome assembly.
AUGCCACUGGAAACUCCGAGAUCUUCAUUUCUUAUCGACUCACUACUUGAAGUAAAACCCAAAAAGCAAUUCUGCCAGAAUGAAGAAGAUGGAGCCGAAGAAGAAGGUGACGAGGAGAACGCAGUGGAUGACGAGGAGGAGGAGGAGGAUGAGUGCUCAUCAUCGGAAAUGACCAGCGAGACGGACAUGGAGACUCCAGUUUCUACCAACAUCGCGUCGCAGGAUAAUAACAAUAUGCUAUCUCCACUUCAUCGUUUCAUCAAUUCUUCUAUGGAGCAGAAAUAUAUACAAUUUGUUAGAAGAAACAAUAUUUUAGUGAAACCCGAAAACAUUUUUCCUUUCGAGUUCCAGAAACAAUUCCAACUGGUCCAACAAGCUCUUCAAAUGAACGCAUUAAACAAUAUUGGUCAAAAUCUGGCAUUUCCUUUCGUCCAGCCUCUCAUUAAAAGUCAACCGAUUAUUCAAAAGCGAAUGCAUCCAAAGAGAACUUAUAAUCCAGAUCAUAGCCAAAGAGCGAAUACGAAAAAAUACAGAUGCGAUGUUUGCGAUAAAACUUUCAGCCGUAGCAACACUCUCAUAACCCACAAGAGGAUUCACACCGGCGAGAAACCAUUCAAAUGCGAACAUUGCGGCAGAGCAUUUCGUCAGCCGGGAAAUCUAACGCGUCAUCGUCUAACUCAUACAACGGUCAAACCUUAUGUUUGCGGACUUUGCGAUAAGGCGUUCAAUAGAGCAUCGAAUCUUCAUACUCACAUGCGAACACACACCUAA